Gekko japonicus is the source of this 2615-nucleotide messenger RNA. It is a transcript of the gene DTWD1, whose product is annotated as DTW domain containing 1. Gene Ontology annotation, cellular component: nucleus. The transcript is spliced from 5 exons. Bases 153 to 1085 code for a protein of 310 amino acids. Gene Ontology annotation, molecular function: tRNA-uridine aminocarboxypropyltransferase activity. NCBI's taxonomy places the organism in Eukaryota, Metazoa, Chordata, Lepidosauria, Squamata, Gekkonidae. Gene Ontology annotation, biological process: tRNA modification. The record is from RefSeq and is a predicted model, not a curated record.
CAGUGGCCGGUGAGGACAGUCGCAGUUUACACAGCGGAGUCCCGGUGGCUGACCCGUCUCCCCAGCCGGAGGGAAAGAAGGAAAGACUCCGCGGGCUUUCUCUGCAACACGUGUGUUUGCAUAGCAGGUCCAGGACCUUACCUGAACUUAAGAUGUCUUUAUAUACAUCUGUGGUUUUAAAAGGAGACCAAGAUAGCCAGCAAGGAACAAAAAGAAAAACUGAAUGUCCAAAAAGUCCAGAUUCACCGACUACAUCCAUGCUGCAAGAAACCCCGCUUCAAAACUUGCAUUUGGCUUCUCAGGCAGUUCUUGAAAGAGCCCAAAAACAAGGGCGAUCAAAGUGUCCCAAAUGUAAUAGUUCAAGGAUGUUCUACUGUUACACAUGCUACGUUCCAGUUGAGACUGUGCCUACAAGUGAAAUUCCUGUUGUAAAGCUUCCCGUGAAGGUCGACAUCAUUAAACAUCCCAAUGAAACAGAUGGCAAGAGCACAGCUGUACAUGCCAAGCUCCUGGCACCCGAAGAUGUUACUAUUUACACUUAUCCUUGUAUUCCAGACUAUGAAGAGAUGAAACACGAAAUUGCACUUAUCUUUCCUGGACCCAAUUCAGUUUCUGUAAAUGACAUUCCCCUCUCUUUGCUAAACAAAUUGGAAAAGAAAGUGGGUUGCAAAAGGGUCAACGAUUUGCCAGUGGAACCGGUUCUCAAGCAUGCAAAAGUGGAGCCAGCCAGCGACAGCGACUUUGGCGAUCUCAGCUCUCACAGUGCGAUCAAAAAUACAGGGCUGAAGAAAAUCAUAUUUGUUGACAGUACGUGGAAUCAGACCAACAAAAUCAUCACGGAUGAGCGACUCCAAGCAUUGCUACAAAUUGAACUGAAAUCGAGGAAAACCUGCUUUUGGCGUCAUCAGAAAGGAAAGCCAGAUACGUACCUGUCUACCAUCGAAGCAAUUUAUUACUUUCUAGUAGAUUACCACAGGGAACUCUUGAAAGAAAAAUACGAAGGACAGUAUGACAAUUUGCUUUUCUUCUAUUCAUUUAUGUACCAAUUGAUAAAAAAUGCCAGGAGCUCUGCUGGCAAAGAAUAAGGCCAGGAUUGGCUCGUUGGUUGCAAUUUGGACAAAAGCAAGACCGAAGUCCUCUUUGCCCUUGGUUCAUUUAGAGGUCACAGUGACAGGCAUGGAGCAGGAAGACUGUUCAGAAGCCUCGUCCUUUGAAUCCAAGCUCCUGGUACGGUGCCUCAGGCAAAUUUCCUUUGGAGUCUCUCUCUCCCAGCAAAAGCCUGCAAAACUAUGAAAUGUUUUCAGGAGUAUAAUGACCAACAAGAAAUGCCAACGUGGAACCUCUGUUCUUAAACCUACUAAAGUUUACUUCGGCUGCUACACGGUAUAAGAACAUGUUCUUCACUAGCAAGGAUGACUUUACUCUGGUGACGUCAUUGGCUCCUGUAAAAGGACCAGAACACCAUUUUCAUUAGACGCUGUCUGAUCAGCCUGCUGCUCAAGGGAGAUGCGGCUCAUCCCGCAAACUGACCAGGGCUAUGCCUCUGAGCAGAGGAGUUAAACAGGGGUUUUCAUUAGACUAAUCCAGACUAAUGCAUUCGGUAGGAUGCCAACAGUAAACAUGUUUGUGUUUAAGCUGUAAAGCUGCUUUGUUAAUAUUAUAAUAGCAACUAGGCUGGAACCGCUGUUUACAUGCCCUUUGCAGAUUGAGAACUCUGCUGCUGUCCCCUCAAGGUUUCCUGCCGAAUUCUGGGAUAAUAGUGUUACAUUCUUCUCAGCAAAGCAACAGCUGACAUUUAAGAAAGGAGGGAAAAAACUUUUGCAGUUGGCUUUAAAAGACUGCAGAGGAUUCAGAGGUCGGGUGUGUGUGUGUGUGUGUGUUGCAUGCCUAGUCUUCUGUACACUCAGGGCCAGCUUCCCUUUCUUCCUUCCCCCUCCAGUGAUAAAUGAAGAGGCCUCACAGGGAAGCAAACUGCUGUUAUACUUUUUUAUUUUCUUGUGUUUCCAGCAAUGUGCUAAAGCAGAAAUCGGUUUGUUUAGAUGUGCUGCUGCUUUCCCCACUUUCCCAAGACUUGAGAUUUUAUAUAAUAAGAGGUGCAGUCCUGAUACCUCAUCAGAUCUAACAUGAACAUCACUUUGAAGAUGAUGCUAUGCAAACUUCACCAUUGCGUAAAGACCAGCUGGAUCCCCCCCCCCUUGUUUCUUUUCCUGCUUUAGCACAAUCCAGUUUAAUGCCACUACAUGCUGUAGCUAUAAGUGAAAACACAGAAGUCAUGAUUCUGCAGACAGCUCUUUGCAGUGGAUAGCAUUGACCAGGCUGAUGAUGAAAGGUCUCAGGAGCACAGUGACAUUUCUGUCUUUCUAAAAACCAAAAUGUGCUUUUGGAAGGAAUUUUUGUGUGUUUUCUCCAGUGUCAGCUAGACACUGAAUGCAAAAUCUGUCACCUCUGGAAGUCUGAAUAUACUUAUUUUAGGGAUAAUGCUUAGACUAUUUCCAACUCCCUUUCUUUUCUUUUUCACUUUCCUUUCCAAAGGUUUGCAGUGAGCCAUAACAUUGGCAGAGGGAAAGGGGAGAUACACAGUAAACAUCUGUUUCCUAACCACAUUUGCAAAGAAC